This is a messenger RNA of Plasmopara halstedii, 786 nucleotides long. Its product is annotated as 40s ribosomal protein s3a. Gene Ontology annotation, biological process: translation. The record is from RefSeq and is a predicted model, not a curated record. The transcript is spliced from 3 exons. Gene Ontology annotation, cellular component: cytosol; ribosome. The coding region runs from base 1 to 786 and encodes 261 amino acids. NCBI's taxonomy places the organism in Eukaryota, Oomycota, Peronosporomycetes, Peronosporales, Peronosporaceae. Gene Ontology annotation, molecular function: structural constituent of ribosome.
AUGGCUGUCGGAAAGAACAAACGUUUGACUAAAGGCAAAAAAGGCGGCAAGAAAAAAGUCGUUGAUCCAUUUACACGCAAGGACUGGUACGAUAUCAAAGCCCCUGCUAUCUUUUCGGAACGCAACUGCGGUAAGACUCUGGUGAACCGUACCGCUGGUACCAAGAUCGCUUCGGAGGGUCUCCGUGGCCGUGUGUUCGAGGUCUGCCUUGCGGACUUGAACAAAGAUGAGGACCAGGCUUUUCGUAAAAUUCGCCUUUGCGCGGAGGAGAUUCAGGGCAACCAGAUUAUCACUGGCUUCCAUGGCAUGGAUUUUACGCGUGACAAGCUGUGCUCGCUGAUCCGCAAGUGGCAAACGUUGAUUGAAGCGUUUGUGGAUGUUAAGACCACGGAUGGCUAUCUAGUGCGUCUAUUCUGCAUUGCUUUUACUAAGAAGCGCCCGAAUCAGAUUAAAAAGACAACUUACGCUAAGACAGCUCAGAUUCGUGCUAUCCGUAAAAAGAUGACUUCAAUCAUGACGGACGAAGCCUCGAAGUGCGACAUUAAGGACCUUUUUUUGAAAUUUGUGCCCGAGAUCAUUGGAAAGGAGAUUGAAAAGGCUACUCAAGGCAUUUACCCACUUCAAAAUGUAUACAUCCGCAAGUGCAAGAUUCUCAAGAAGCCCAAAUUCGACCUGGUGCGUCUUAUGGAACUCCAUGAGGGCGGUGCUGAAGAGAAGGGCGCCAAGGUUGUUCGUCAGGAGGAUCAACUAGUGGAAUCGAUGGCUGGCUCUGGUGGCCGCUUGUAG